AUGUCUAACGACAAGGAGGAGAAGCGCAAGGCCGAAGACGGUAUCAACGGCCACGACUCCAAGCGAAUUAAGCCCUCCGUCUCGCCGCCGCCCCCCGAACACCCCGCCACCGAUACCGCGCCGUCAGCCAUCAACCACGAUGCCUUCCCCGAGAAGCCUGCCGUGACCGAAGAGCGCAACAGCGACAUCUCCUUCCAGGUCGUCAACAACGAUGGCCACCCGAACUCCCUCAUAGUCCUUACCGGUCUCAAAUGCAUCUUCCAGAAACAGCUGCCGAAGAUGCCCAAGGACUACAUCGCGCGACUCGUCUACGACCGAACGCACAUGAGCAUAGCAAUCGUCAAGCGCCCUCCGGCCGGCAGCUACGCCGAGUCGUCCAACUUGCCUGGUGAGAUCAUCGGCGGCAUCACAUACCGUCCAUUUCGUGGCAGGCAGUUUGCCGAGAUCGUGUUCUGCGCCAUCAGCAGCGAUCAGCAGGUCAAAGGGUAUGGCGCACAUCUGAUGAACCACCUCAAAGACUACGUGAAGGCGACUAGCGAUGUCAUGCACUUCCUGACCUAUGCCGACAAUUAUGCUAUUGGCUAUUUCAAAAAGCAGGGCUUCACGAAGGAGAUCACACUGGACAAGCCAAAAUGGAUGGGUUACAUCAAGGACUAUGAGGGUGGAACAAUCAUGCAGUGUUCCAUGCUGCCAAAACUCAGAUAUCUCGAGUCAGGGAGGUUGUUGCUGAAGCAAAAGGCGGUCGUUCACGCCAAAAUUCGGGCAGUGAGCAAAAGCUACGAGAUCCAUCAACCGCCUACCCAAUGGAGAAAAUGCAAACCCGGGCAGCCACUUCCUCAGAUCGAUCCGAUGUCCAUCGCUGCGAUCAAAGCCACUGGAUGGUCAGAGGACAUGGACUUGCUGGCAAGACAGCCUCGGCGCAACCCAUCGCAUAGCUUACUGCUAAGUCUGCAUUCGACCUUGUCAAACAGCAGCGCAGCGUGGCCAUUCAUGGUGCCUGUCAAUGGAGAUGAAGUGCACGACUAUUACGAUGUCAUCAAGGAGCCCAUGGAUCUGGCCACUAUGGAAUCAAAGUUGGAGAAGGACCAAUACGAGACGGUUGAAGACUUCAUCAAAGAUGUCCUUUUGAUCGUGCGCAAUUGCAAGCGGUACAAUGCUGAGACUACUCCCUACGCCAAGGCUGCCAACAAGCUGGAGAAGGAGCUGUGGAAGAAGGUCCGCGAGAUCCCAGAGUGGAGCUACAUCGAGCCUGAGAAUUUUGAGACCACCAACCGACAACCGGAGUAG
Molecule: messenger RNA, 1287 nt
Organism: Zasmidium cellare ATCC 36951
Lineage: Eukaryota; Fungi; Ascomycota; Dothideomycetes; Mycosphaerellales; Mycosphaerellaceae
Exons: 1
Coding region: 1-1287 (428 amino acids)
Biological process (GO): positive regulation of transcription by RNA polymerase II; chromatin remodeling
Cellular component (GO): histone acetyltransferase complex
Molecular function (GO): histone H3 acetyltransferase activity; protein binding
Source: RefSeq, a predicted model, not a curated record